UUUUCGCAACGGGUUUGCCGCGAGAGCACAGGUGUAGUGAAAACCACCACUAAAUCAAAGGCAACAUGGGGAAGGAAAAGACUCAUAUUAAUAUCUUCGUCACUGGACACGUGGAUUCCGGCAAGUCCACCACUACGGGCCAUCUGAUCUACAAAUGUGGUGGCAUCGACAAAAGAACCAUUGAGAAAUUUGAGAAGGAGGCUGCUGAGAUGGGAAAGGGUUCCUUCAAAUAUGCCUGGGUCUUGGAUAAACUGAAAGCCGAGCGUGAGCGUGGUAUCACCAUUGACAUCUCCUUGUGGAAAUUUGAGACCAGCAAGUACUACGUGACUAUCAUUGAUGCACCUGGACACAGAGACUUUAUCAAAAACAUGAUUACAGGCACAUCCCAGGCUGACUGUGCUGUCCUGAUUGUUGCUGCUGGUGUUGGUGAAUUCGAAGCUGGUACCUCCAAGAAUGGACAGACCCGUGAGCAUGCCCUUCUGGCUUACACCCUGGGUGUGAAACAACUAAUUGUCGGUGUUAACAAAAUGGAUUCCACUGAGCCACCCUACAGCCAGAAGAGAUACGAGGAAAUUGUUAAGGAAGUCAGCACCUACAUUAAGAAAAUUGGCUACAACCCUGACACUGUAGCUUUUGUGCCAAUUUCUGGUUGGAAUGGUGACAACAUGUUGGAGCCAAGUGCUAAUAUGCCUUGGUUCAAAGGAUGGAAGGUCACUCGUAAAGAUGGCAAUGCUAGUGGAACUACACUGCUUGAAGCUUUGGAUUGCAUCCUUCCACCCACUCACCCAACUGACAAGCCUUUGAGGCUGCCCUUCCAGGAUGUCUACAAAAUUGGUGGUACUGGUACUGUCUCUGUGGGCCGAGAGGAGACUGGUGUUCUCAAACCUGGCAUGGUGGUCACCUUUGCUCCAGUCAAUGUGACAACUGAAGUAAAGUCUCUUGAAAUGCACCAUGAAGCUUUGAAUGAAGCUCUUCCAGGAGACAAUGUGGGCUUCAACGUCAAGAACGUUUCUGUCAAAGAUGUUCGCCGUGGCAAUGUUGCUGGAGACAGCAAAAACGACCCACCGAUGGAAGCAGCUGGUUUCACUGUUCAGGUGAUGAUCCUGAACCAUCCUGGCCAGAUCAGUGCUGGCUAUGCCCCUGCCCUUUUCAAGUUCCUCUUGGUUGAAGAGGGCCUCUUGGCAUUCUUCUCAACCCACCUGGUGUUGCCUGUAUGA
Molecule: messenger RNA, 1217 nt
Organism: Cavia porcellus (domestic guinea pig)
Lineage: Eukaryota; Metazoa; Chordata; Mammalia; Rodentia; Caviidae
Product: elongation factor 1-alpha 1-like
Exons: 2
Coding region: 66-1217 (383 amino acids)
Biological process (GO): translation; translational elongation
Molecular function (GO): GTPase activity; translation elongation factor activity; GTP binding
Source: RefSeq, a predicted model, not a curated record